Molecule: messenger RNA, 2395 nt
Organism: Pygocentrus nattereri (red-bellied piranha)
Lineage: Eukaryota; Metazoa; Chordata; Actinopteri; Characiformes; Serrasalmidae
Product: zinc finger protein 853-like
Exons: 3
Coding region: 184-1599 (471 amino acids)
Biological process (GO): regulation of transcription by RNA polymerase II
Molecular function (GO): DNA-binding transcription factor activity; RNA polymerase II cis-regulatory region sequence-specific DNA binding
Source: RefSeq, a predicted model, not a curated record
UGUCUUCACGCUGCUUACGCUGCUAACAGCUGACGGGACAGAAGACCUGGCUCGCUACGUUUUCUCACUCAAAACACAAUGUUUCAGCAGCGCUAAACCGCUUUCAGCGACUACAUCUCAGCUUUCACACAAACCCAAAUCCAGCCUGGGUCUGAGAGCCGUGUCUGGCCGUGCAGGAGGAGGAUGGCGGCCCGGCGCUGCUCUUCGCUGGCUCUGAGUGGAGGAGAGGUGUCGCUGUCUUUCAGAGACGAGCUGGCGGCCACUAUCCACGGAGCGUUUGAAGUGGCUGUGGAAAUCGCGGUGCUGGAGGUUUCCAAGCUGGUCAGCCAGGCGCUGGGGGACGUCCGAGAGCAGAUGCAGGAGACCCUCAGGGAAAACAAAUUCCUGAAAUCUAGGCUGCAGUCGGCCGAGCUGGAGCUGGACGCGGUGCGGAAAGGCCCAGCAGCAGCAGAGAGCCUGCAGAGCGGUCAGUCUGACAGUGGAGGCGGAUUCACCCAGCAUCAGAAAGCCGAGCAGCAGCAACAGCAGGAGCCUAGCACAUCUCAGGAGGCCUCUGAGGAGACCUAUGAGUGCGACGAGAGGGGCUCUGAGCAAAUAGACGAGUCUUUCAGAGAAAUCCGUGAAGAUGGACGCGUCCGUCCACACGAGUUGAACCCAGACUCUAAAACAGUGUCCGUGCAGUAUCUUGAUCCAGGUCCACAACAUGAUCCACUUGACACAGAGAAGCAGCAGAAACCAGAGCACAGCCCAGACACUGAAAGUGAGCAGAAUCAGUCUCCUGCUGUGCUCAAAGAGGAGCCGCUCCGUGUGAAGGAGGAGAGUCUACAGUCAGAGCUGGAUGAUAGUUCUGGAGGUGACGCUGAGAUCGGCUCCAGCUUUAAUGCUGCCUCUGAUGAGGAUUUUGGUCCAGACAGACUGUCUCUGGUUCAGUCAAAACUGCUGGAGGACUGGAGGCCAGAUCCAGAGCAGCCACAAAGUGAGAAGAUCAAGUCUGUUAAUCCUGGACCCAGCCAAAGUCUUGAACCUUCAGACAUCAUCCCCUCAUCCGUUGGUGGUCAUCCCGCCUUUUCUGCCUCUUUUGAGGGCCUCUUCCAGCCAGUAGACAGAACUCAACUUGCUCAACCUGCGCCUCAAAACUACGCUGUCCACAACAGGACAAACGUUCAUCCCAGUCUCCACCUGUGUAAAAUCUGUGGUCAUUCAUUCAGUCGGGCAAGUGAUCUGCGUAGACACCAUAGUCAACAGCACAGAUCUAGGGCCUCUAAUGCAGGGAAGACACCCAGUUCAGGAAGGCCAGCCAAGAAGCAGUUAUUUCCACCAGGAUGCAGUCCUUACCAUUGCAACGAAUGCGGCCGGGACUUUAACCGCAUGGAGAACCUCAAGACACACUUACGGAUACACACUGGAGAACGGCCUUACUCUUGCUCUGUGUGUGGAGUGCGGUUCCGGCACUCGGGGGCACUUACUCGACACUUCCGUAUCCACACAGGAGAAAAGCCUUAUGUUUGUGGGCAGUGUGGGAAGCGUUUCCGGAACUGCGGUGGACUGCGCUUCCAUCAGAAAUCUCACAGUAGAGAAAGACACAUCUUUAUGAAUUGAGUUUAAGAGUGAAGCGGUGUGGUGUUGUAUGGUCUUUUUGGAGUUUGUGUAAUGUGGCGUAGGUUAAAGGGCUUAUCAUGAAACAAAUAUUCCUUUUUUUAUAUUUUAUUUAAUAAGAGUUUCAUGUCGUAUGUAAAAACUGUUAGUUUUAGAGUAUAAUACUGUUGUCUAUACAGGCCAUUUAUGGAGACCAAGCUGCAAAAAGAGCUCAUUUUGCCUGCAUUAUGGGUGUAAUGUCACAACUAUGAACACGUGUACAUAUUGUUCACAUUGAAAUGAGAAGGAGUUUUGUUACUACAGAUGUUACUAUAGAAGCAGAUGUUUCACUGCCGCCUAAGUGAACAUAGGAGAAAAAUGAAAAUGCCACAAAAAUAGAAUAUAGGCCCUGUAAACAUGCAUAGAAACAAAUGGUAAAAUUAUAAAAAACGUUCUUCUGACUCCAUUUAAAUUCCAUAUUCCAUGUUAUUUGUAUUUUAAGCAUUUCAUAGUUGGGGUGACACCACUAUAAAUUUAGGUGAAUCAUCGUUUCCUUCUGAAUGAUUACAUUUCAGGCAAAGCAGCAUUUAAAAGAUUAAAUUCAAGGCAUGGGAAUCAACAUAAUGGCAACACCCAGGUUGGUUGGUUUAACUGAUGGGUGCCGGACUGAAACUAAAGAGUGAGACAGAGUGCACGCCUGUUAUUUGGCUGAAGUUUUUCUUUGUUUGUUUUUCUAAUUGGUACGGUUUCUAAUUUGAACAUGGGCAUCUUGAUGAGAUGAAUUAUAUGAAUUAUUCACAAUAAAUAUGGUAAAUUGUGA